Messenger RNA from Penaeus chinensis, 2715 nucleotides. RefSeq lists its product as uncharacterized. Bases 1 to 2715 code for a protein of 904 amino acids. The record is from RefSeq and is a predicted model, not a curated record. NCBI's taxonomy places the organism in Eukaryota, Metazoa, Arthropoda, Malacostraca, Decapoda, Penaeidae. The transcript has 6 exons.
AUGAAACUCCAGGCCAAGGUGCAACGACUCAGAAGGUACGUGGAACGGUCGGAUCAAUUCCACCAGAACCGGCUGUUCCGCGAAAACACAAAGAAGUUCUACAGGGACCUCAAUCAGAAGCAGAAACCUGUCAUCGAACCACCAUCUCAAUCUGACGUUGAGGACUUUUGGAGGAGCAUACUUGAAGAUGGCAGGCAUCACAACACUGAGGCCGCUUGGAUCCAACGAGAAGUCGAUGCAAAUGCAAAAAUCAAGCCUGAAAAAUGGAAAGACUUCUCUGCUGCCCCUGGCCCAGAUAAAGUCCAUAACUUCUGGGUCAAGCACUUUGAUGCCGUGCACGAACAAUUAGCACGAGCACUUAGUGAGGUCACCAGAGACCCAAGUAUUCUACCAGACUGGUUCACCACAGGAGUGACGUUCCUACUCACAAAAGGCAAGAACACAAAGGACCCAAAGAACUAUCGUCCGAUAACUUGCCUCUCAACAAUGUAUAAGGUGCUAACCGCUUUGAUCUCUGAGAGGAUGUACGCCCAUCUGCUUGGCAACGACGUCCUGCCAACUGAGCAGAAGGGAGGCAGGAAAGCAACGCGAGGAUGCAAAGAUCAACUCCUCGUCGACAAAGCGGUCAUAGAGGACUCGAAGAGAGGCAAACGCAACCUCAGCAUGGCUUGGAUAGAGUACAAGAAAGCCUACGAUAGCGUCUCGCACAGUUGGAUCAUUGCAGCUAUGAAGAUCUACGGAACCUGCCCGACCAUCGUCAAGUUCCUGGAAGCAGCAAUGAAGGAGUGGAACACCGAGAUGCAGCUAUAUCACUCAGGCGGCUGCAUUAAAACUGGUAGAAUUGCCAUCAAAAGAGGAAUUUUCCAAGGCGACUCCUUGUCGCCACUGUUAUUUUGUUUGUCGCUGGUUCCCCUGACCAACAUACUAACUAGCGACAACCUAGGAUAUGUAAUGCACAAAGAGCACAGAGUCAGCCACCUACUAUACAUGGAUGACUUGAAGCUCUUCGCAAAGGAUGACGGUCAACUGGAUCAAGAGCUCGGCAUAGUCAAGACAUUCAGCGAUGACAUCCAGAUGGAGUUCGGACUGGAGAAGUGUGCUAAAGCAACUAUCAGGAAAGGCAAACUUGUAUCAGGGCCAAACGCUAAGCUGAAGGGCGAAACCGAGAUCCGGAACCUUGAUCAGGAAGAAGUCUACAAGUACCUCGGAGUAGACCAGAGCGACGGAAUACAGCACAGUCUCAUGAAGGAGAAGAUCCGGAAAGAGUAUUACCGUCGGGUCAGACUCAUCCUCGACACUGAACUCAAUGCCAAGAACAAGAUGCACGCAAUAAACAGCUUAGCCGUGCCAGUGCCGCAGUACAGCUUCGGGAUCAUCGACUGGAGAGAAAUAGAGAUCCAGGAAAUGGACAGGAAGACCCGGAAACUACUAACAAAGUAUGGAGUCCUGCAUCCGAAGGCUGACAAAGACCGAAUCUAUAUCCCUAGAAGCAGUGGUGGCCGUGGACUCAUCGAGCUGGAAAGUGCAUACAAGAGUGCGAUCGUAGGCCUAAGCGAGUACAUCAAGCGAGGAGAUGACAAGUAUACCAGACUCGUAAAGAGACAUGAAUCAGAGAAGAGGAAAUACUCACUUGUCAACAAAGGCGAUGAAUUCAAGAAGAAGUAUAUACCGCCCCAGCCCGGAGCCCAGUCAACACAGCCAAGUUUGCAAACCAUCAAGCGACAGAUGAAGGAAGGAUUGGCUGACGAGAAAAUCAACACCUACUCGUCGAAGCCUCUCCACGGUCAAUUCUACAGUCAAACAUUCGAGAAUUACGUAGAUAGAAAAUUGACCUUUGGAUGGCUUCGGAGCUCUGGGCUCAAAAGACAGACAGAGAGUCUCCUUACGGCAGCACAAGAUCAGGCGCUGAACACCAGAUACCAUCAGAGGAAGAUCUUGAAGAUGGAGGUGGACAGCAAAUGCCGACUUUGCCAGCAGCAAGAAGAGCAUGUGAGCCACAUAGUUGCUGGAUGCUCGGUACUAGCGCUAAAUGAGUUCACCCAUAGGCACAACCGGAUAGCUAGCUACCUGCACUGGUCAAUUCUAAGAGAGAUUGGCCUCCCUGCAUCUGAUCAGUGGUACGAGCAUCAGCCGGAAAAAGUCGUUGAAACAGAGACAAUCACUGUGAUGUACGACAUGCCUGUUAACACAGAUCGGACCAUUGGAAUCCGCUUUGGUAAAUUAUGGCUCGAGAAAGAACCCAAGGCAAUAAAUCGGGCAGGACCUAAUAGACCGCGCAAGUCCUCCAGUCGAUUCAGCAAACCAGUCAUGGCUCAGCUACGGACGAGGAAAGAGACAGAUCUUUUGUAUCAUCCGGAUGCUGAGGACAUCAGAUCUCUUACUUUGUGCAUAUGCUUGACGUUUGCACUCACUGUUCAAAUUGUGCCUUUCAAGUGCUUCCCCGCAAAGGAAUUAUGGUCUCCUUUGUCACGCUGGAAAGUGAAACACCCCCUCAUCCAGCCAGUCGACCAUAGUGGUAGGGAAGCCACCCUUUUACUAUACAUCACAAGGUUUCUAGACGAGAUAAUGGAAACACAUAACUGUCCAGACACCUGUGCCACGAAGGAAAAUGUGUCUCUGGACCUUCACACAAGUAGAGGUGCUGCCCCUGAGUACUGGUAUGGCAAAUAUCAAAAUCUCCUAAGAACAGCAGAUUUUCAACUUCCCAAGACCUGA